CGAGGUUGUAAUCUGAGAAAUUGAUAUAAGGACGUUGGCGCAAGUUCCGGCCCGCUUGCAAGAUGGCUGCGCCCAGUGCUGAAUUCCAGCUUCGUGAGCGGCGCGGUGGAGAGCAGGAACGGGGCUGGGAUCCUGUGGCUCCCAAGCGGCCCCGACUCGGGGCGGGAAGCAAGAUUGGAGGCCGUAGGCUCAUUGUGGUGCUGGAAGGGGCCAGUCUGGAGACAGUCAAGGUAGGGAAGACUUACGAGCUACUCAACUGUGACAAGCACAAGUCUAUGUUGUUGAAGAACGGACGGGACCCUGGGGAAGUGAGACCAGACAUAGCCCACCAGAGUUUACUCAUGCUGAUGGACAGUCCUCUGAACCGAGCUGGCUUGCUACAAGUUUACAUCCAUACCCAGAAGAAUGUGCUGAUUGAAGUGAACCCCCAGACUCGAAUUCCCAGAACUUUUGACCGCUUUUGUGGCCUCAUGGUUCAGCUUUUACACAAACUCAGCGUUCGAGCAGCUGAUGGCCCCCAGAAGCUGUUGAAGGUAAUUAAGAAUCCAGUGUCAGAUCACUUCCCGGUUGGAUGUAUGAAAAUUGGCACUUCUUUUUCCACUCAAGUCGUUAGCGAUGUACGAGAGUUGGUGCCCAGCAGUGACCCUAUUGUUUUUGUGGUGGGGGCCUUUGCCCAUGGCAAGGUCAAUGUGGAAUAUACAGAGAAGAUGGUGUCCAUCAGCAACUACCCCCUUUCUGCGGCCCUCACUUGUGCAAAACUGACCACAGCCUUUGAAGAAGUAUGGGGGGUCAUUUGACAGUAGAAGACCCUUGUUCCGAAACAACAAAGACUGUUGUUAUCCCCUGA
Loxodonta africana (African savanna elephant) is the source of this 847-nucleotide messenger RNA. RefSeq names its product EMG1 N1-specific pseudouridine methyltransferase (gene EMG1). The coding region runs from base 63 to 797 and encodes 244 amino acids. The record is from RefSeq and is a predicted model, not a curated record. NCBI's taxonomy places the organism in Eukaryota, Metazoa, Chordata, Mammalia, Proboscidea, Elephantidae. Gene Ontology annotation, cellular component: small-subunit processome; nucleolus. Gene Ontology annotation, biological process: rRNA base methylation. Gene Ontology annotation, molecular function: rRNA (pseudouridine) methyltransferase activity; rRNA binding. The transcript is spliced from 6 exons.